GAAAAACAUGAGCAUAGAUGGGAAACAGGGCAAAGGCGUGGCAGCAGUAAACAAUUUCUUUAAAAUAAUCUCUUUCUUGUGAGAAAAUCAAUAAGUUGACUUGCAACAUGCUUUUUAAAUGUCGCAUGAGGUUUGGAAACAGGACUGAGAAAAAUGUAACCAUCUUCGGCUUAGACACCUUAUAAAAACUGAGUAAAGCUGCCUGAGAUUGACCAGUACAUGUUAAAUAGAUGUGUUAUUAGAUUUAGAGUUUUAAAAAAAAUAAGAAGGAAAGGACACCCAUCGGUGGAGAACGAGAGAGUGGUGGAGAGAGAAAGAGGUAGAUAGAGAACGAGAGACAGAGAGAGUGGUAGAGAAAGAGUGUGUGUGGCAGAGAUAGAUAGAGAGUAGUAUUAGGAGAGAGGGAGGGAGGUAUAGAGAAGUGUAGUAAGAGCUGGUGCCGCUGGUUAAACUUCAGCUCUGGGUUCUGUUAGUGCGCGCGGCGGUUCUGCUCGGCUCUGAUUGGUCAGAUCUGGGCAGUGUUGUGGCAGAGCGCGAGCGUCAGAGCUGUGUCCGCGCGCAGGGCUUUACUCUACAGCGCGCGGGUUCUAGAUAGUUGUGAAGAGUUUUACAAGGUUCUAGAUAGUGUUUAGGAAGUUUGCCUCGAGUUUGGAUCGGGAUCUCUGCCGGAAGUGGUGUUGAGCGGGAUGUCCGGGCUCGCGGGGCUGUGUGUGCGCGCGGUGUGCUGGUUCGGGCUGGUCCGGCUGGGCGGGGGUUCGUGGGCCUGGCUGAAGCCGAACCAGGUGGAUGAGGUUCCGGUGAAGCGGCCGCAGCGACCCCCGCACAUCAUCUUCAUCCUGACCGAUGAUCAGGGCUACAGUGACAUCGGCUACCACAGCGCCGAGAUCAGAACCCCCACACUGGACCGCCUCUCCGCAGACGGGGUUCGGCUGGAGAACUACUACGUACAGCCCCUCUGUACCCCCUCCCGGAGCCAGCUCAUCACCGGCAGGUAUCAGAUCCAUACUGGUCUUCAGCACUCGAUCAUCAGGCCUCGCCAGCCCAGCUGCCUUCCCAGGAACCUGGUGACUCUACCCCAGCGGCUCCAGGAGGCAGGUUACUCCACCCACAUGGUGGGCAAAUGGCAUCUGGGCUUCUACCGAAAAGACUGCCUGCCCACUCGCCGGGGUUUCCACUCCUACUUCGGCUCUUUGACUGGAAGUGUGGAUUACUACACCUACGGCUCCUGCGAUGGCAAGUCCCUCUGCGGCUUUGACCUCCACGAUGGGGAAUCGGUGGCUUGGGGUAGAGCAGGAAAAUACUCCACCCACCUCUACACCCAAAGGGUACGCAAAAUUCUGGCCUCGCACCAUCCGGACCAGCAGCCGCUCUUCAUCUUUGUCUCUCUGCAGGCGGUUCAUACGCCUUUGAAACCACCCAAGUCCUACAUCUACCCUUACCGGUCCAUGGGCAAUGUUCCUCGCAGGAAAUAUGCUGCCAUGGUUUCCAUCGUGGAUGAAGCUGUGCAUAACAUCACCUACGCUCUUCGUAAGUACGGCUACUACCGGAACAGUGUCAUAAUCUUCUCCAGUGAUAAUGGAGCCCAGCCCUUUACAGGGGGCAGCAACUGGCCUUUGCGAGGGCGCAAGGGUACAUACUGGGAAGGUGGAAUUCGUGCAGUGGGAUUCGUCCACAGCCCCUUGUUACGGCACAAGCGAAGAGUCAGCAAGGCUCUCCUCCACAUCACUGACUGGUACCCUACCCUGGUACGACUAGCUGGAGGCAACGUGUCCCAGGACCAAGGGCUUGAUGGGUAUGAUAUUUGGCCUGUACUUAGUGAAAAUAAAGAAUCUCCACGGUUAGAAAUUUUACACAAUAUUGACCCUCUUAACCGGCAAGGACUUGGGUCCUGGCAAGCAGGUCAAGGUCUCUGGGACACGACUGUGCAGGCUGCAAUCAGGGUUGGAGAUUGGAAGCUUCUGACAGGGGACCCGGGCCAUGGGGACUGGGUUCCACCUCAGGUUUUGACCAGCUUCCCUGGUGGCUGGUGGAAUCUGGAGCGAGGGACUGGAGAAGUGAAGAAGUCUGUGUGGCUCUUCAACAUCACCGCUGACCCUUGUGAGAGGAAUGACUUGGCAGACCAGAGGCCUGGCGUGGUCAGAAAACUGUUGGCACGUCUGGUGUCAUAUAACCACACAGCCAUUCCUGUGUGCUAUCCACCAGACGAUCCUCGUGCCAACCCCAAUGUGAACGGUGGAGCUUGGGUACCUUGGGUGGACGAGGAGGAGCAGGAAGGCAAGUGGAGUGGUGUCUAUUACAAGAGGGGAAGGAACCGCAAGAGGAAAAAGUGCAGGUUCUGUAAAAUACGAUCCUUUUUCAAGAAGUUAAACUGGAGGAUCAUGUCCAAUAGAAUAUGAAGCACUGACAUAACUGCAUUAUCAGAUCUUCAAGACUUGAGCCAUAAACGGACUUAGUCACUGCCAUGUUUGUUCUGAGAAAUCCUCCUGACUUCAGUUAAUCCUAGUUAGCUCUGUGCUUGGUCUAAGACUCCUUCCCAACCUGGAGACUGCCACUGACCACUUUAUCACUUCCUAUCAUCAUUGUAGUUAUUUUUAGGUUCUUGCUAGGCCUGAUUUAGCUGCAGACCAACUGGAUAAAGAAACUGUGACCUGAGUGAGUCUGAGCUGGAGCAGAACGGUGUGAUAUGGGCCGUGGUGAGUGUUAGGCCCUGCAAUGGAAGCGAUGCAGUGUACAUGAGCCAUCAUUAUUUAUCUGAGCCUUUAGAGUCUUUGCUUAACCUUGCAGAUUGUCAGGAACUGUCUGUGUACCUGCACUAGAUAAAUCACAGGGCUGUUGAAGCCCCGGCUAGAGUAAAUAUUUGCCUUAGGGAGUCUGAGUAGCGAAAUUAGACAGGGUUCAGGACGACACAGUGUUACUGUCUUACACAGAACUGGAGAAAGAGCUCAAACGGGAGCUCUGUGACCAAAGAUCUUAACUAUUAGAGCCAACGACAGCAAUGUGAACACACAUUUAGCUUCUUCAGAGAACCAGCAGGUUCUAAUGCUGUAUUUUGCACUCACACAUUGUGAAGUUAUUGCUGUUGCACCUUUUUAGUGUCUUCUUUUUUACGAUGUUUUUACUGGGAGCUGUUACAGAUAUAAAUGCACAUGCACUUAUAAACCCAUGUUAUUCCACAUGUACCACCUGUAUGUCAUGGUCAACUAUGGGGAAAACUUGUUGCACUGGGUGUUUAGCAAUGGUGGUUAAUCCAUGUCUAGAAGGUAAAAAUACACUCCAGUGCCUGGCCAGCUCUGAUGUAGCCUAUGACUGUAUACAAGCAUGGACAGCCCAGCAUCUCUCAAACGUGAAGCCACCACAGGUCUAGCUCCUCUGCUGGCUGGUUGCAGUAUAAUGGGAAGCUCCAGUCAUCCCCAUAAGUUUCAAUUUUUUAAAUUUAAACUGUCUUACCAUCCAAAUGUCCAAUUCCAUUAGUUUUCUAAUAUUACAACAUUUGUUAAUAGUUUUAAAACCGUAUUCUGCUCUAUCCUAAGAAAGCAGGGUGAUACUUAGGAAUGAAGCAAUUGACAGUCUGGCCUGAAACAGACUGAUUAUCUGCAUUACAUGAAUUACUGAAUUGUUGUUGAGCUGUCAGAUAGCUACCUAGUUAUUUAAUCAAUUUAUUUAAUCAUUAUUAUUGAUCAUGUGGAGUUGGGAUGUUGGUUAAAUUAAGUCUACGUCACUCUGUAUGAAGUUCUUUACAGUCUGAUGUUAACAUAAAAUUACCAAAAUGUGAUCUAAUUAGUUGCUAGCAUACCAGCUUAUUUUAGUAUAGUAGACAUGGUGUUAUUAUUGGUCCUUAGCCUUGGUCAAUGUCCUUGUCUGGGUACAAAUAGUGUUUAAAACAUAAUUUCUUCUUCUUCAAAUUGUCCAUUGUGCAUGCUGAUCCUUGCACAGCAGUUUGGGGGUUAAACUGGACGGUAGUAGCCUUUUCUACCUGGUUACAAACUUAACAAUAUUGCAAAUAUUUGGCUUCAUUUCUAUAGAACAGAAGAGGACAGAACCGUGGUGUCCAUGUUUAUAUACAGUCACUGAAUGUUACCAAGCUGUCCAGUCAGCAGUCAACAAAAUCAGCAUGUGAAUUUGAACUUUUUGGAUCUGGAUUUGCCACCUCUGGAGUUCAGCUGGAUGGACAUCACCCAGAACAGAAUUCCAGAACUGGGUUGUGAAUGUUCCUGUAUAACGUGUGGUUGAAUUUGUUCUGUUUCUGAGCUGUUCUUUUGUACUGAUGAGAAUAAAAGCUUUACACUGUAACAUUA
This is a messenger RNA of Astyanax mexicanus (Mexican tetra), 4295 nucleotides long. It is a transcript of the gene arsib, whose product is annotated as arylsulfatase family, member Ib. The coding region runs from base 687 to 2396 and encodes 569 amino acids. The transcript has 2 exons. The record is from RefSeq and is a predicted model, not a curated record. NCBI's taxonomy places the organism in Eukaryota, Metazoa, Chordata, Actinopteri, Characiformes, Acestrorhamphidae.